This is a messenger RNA of Morone saxatilis (striped sea-bass), 2196 nucleotides long. Its product is annotated as cytosolic 5'-nucleotidase 1A-like. Gene Ontology annotation, cellular component: cytosol; cytoplasm. The record is from RefSeq and is a predicted model, not a curated record. NCBI's taxonomy places the organism in Eukaryota, Metazoa, Chordata, Actinopteri, Moronidae. The transcript is spliced from 6 exons. Gene Ontology annotation, molecular function: 5'-nucleotidase activity; magnesium ion binding; nucleotide binding. Bases 105 to 1193 code for a protein of 362 amino acids. Gene Ontology annotation, biological process: adenosine metabolic process; nucleotide metabolic process.
CUUUCUCUCAGCGCAUUUCCGGAAAAGUUCAGCAAGCUGCAGCUGCCUCACCUUUAUUCUGUGUCUGCAAAGAGUCUUAGGACUUCCAAAAGUUUAUAAAAAACAUGAGUGAUAUCAACCCGAACGAUUCGGCUCCAGCUGACGACGGAGAGGAGAAAGACUGGGCUGCGGCCAAAGCUUUUUUUGACAACCUCAAAACAAAGACACCGAGACCUCCCAAACCCCGGUAUGCUGUCACCAUCGCUGUCUCCUCACGCACCCUCUUCAACAUGAUGGCAGAGAGGAAGAUCUAUGAGGAAGAAGGACUGGAGAAGUAUGUGGCUCAUCAGGUGGAGCAUGAAAACGAGCCUCUGAAGCCAGGACCUGCUUUCCCCUUCGUCAAGGCGCUGAUGAAUGUCAACUCUCGUCUGAGGGAGCUUUAUCCAGACAGCGAGGAGCUGUUUGACAUCGUAUUAAUGACUAACAACCAUGCCCAAGUCGGAGUGCGCCUCAUAAACAGCAUUAAUUACUAUGAUCUGACCAUAGAGAGAUUCUGUAUGACAGGAGGGAAAAGUCCCACAGGCUACCUAAAGGCGUACAUGACAAACCUUUACCUCUCCAAGGACUCGGAGAAAGUCACAGAGGCCAUCGAGGAAGGCAUUGCUGCAGCCACCAUGUUUAUGCAAGAAACAGAUAAAGAGAAUGAGUUGAGCAACACGCAGCUGAGAGUGGCGUUUGAUGGCGACGCCGUCCUCUUCUCGGACGAGUCUGAGAUCAUUGUCAAGAAACACGGCCUGGACACCUUCUUUGAGCACGAGAAGGAGUUUGAGAACAAACCUCUUGCUCAGGGUCCCUUGAAGUGUUUCCUGGAGUCUCUCGGGAAACUACAGAGAAAAUUCUACGCCAAGAACGAGCGUAUGAACUGUCCCAUCCGAACCUUCCUGGUCACGGCCCGCAGCGCUGCCAGCUCUGGGGCUCGUGUCCUGAAGACUCUCCGCAGCUGGGGCCUGGAGAUCGACGAGGCUCUCUUCCUGGCCGGGGCACCCAAAGGGCCCCUGCUGCAGAAGAUAAAACCGCACAUCUUCUUUGACGAUCAGAUGUUCCACAUUGACGGGGCCAAGGAACUAGGAACCAUAUCUGCACACGUCCCCUACGGGAUCGGACAGAAGUACCACAAGGGGAAACUCAUCGAGCAGCCUGCAAAAAAGGAGUAACCUAAAAACGGUUAAAAUAUUAAGGAUGCACUACGUUGGUUUCCGACAAACUAAAAUAUUGUGUUCAGGAAAAACAAAGAAUAACGGCUACUUUUAUAGGAUUUAGGUAUGUAAUUGGUAAUGCAGUCUACAAAGUUUCCUACUUUUUCAGGGUUUUAUAAAUAUUUGAUGCUGUUUUGUUUUGGGAUAGGGUAUUAUUGAUGAGUGGGGGAAUGUAUUUUCAAUUAGUUAGAGUUACAAUAGGUGCCAUACACUAUUUCCACUUAAUACUGUUUUGGAAGAGAAACACCAGAUUAAUUACUUAUCAGUGCCUUUUAAUCAUACAACUGGUGUACCUGUUUAUGUUCUUUUUUUUUUUUUUACAUUGAAGUAUUGACAGUACAUAUAUAUGUCAGUAUAUGUGUAUUGCAGUUAGUCGUUUUCUUUACACUUUUAUGGGCUUUUUUUAUCUUGUUUUUCGACUUAAAAAUCAACAGCCAGGUAAAACAAAAUGGCAACCAAAACAAUAUACUACACAUUUUGCAUGUGUAUAUUAGUUAAGGGCUAUAUAUUUGUAUGGCUUAUAACGAACAAUGAUGCUGUCAUUCCUUUCUACUGUUUUUGCUGUUAAUGUGCACAAACUGCAUAAAACAUUUACCCUUUAUAUCCCUCAAACUUUUAUACUCGUGUUCUGCGAGUUUCCGCUUUUACUUUGGACCUGGAUAUAAUGCAGCACAAUGUUACUGCACUUUUCUAAUGUGUUUUUAUAUACUGUAGGUCGGACUACAUUAUGUUCUAUAUGUUUGCAGAUUGUAUUGUAUGUUCCUGUCUAUUGCACAGAUAUGAAAAUGUAUGCAUAACUAAACAUUAUUGAGGAGUUAUUGAGGAGUUUCACAGUUACACUCACUCAUUGGUAAAUGUUCAUAUCAUGUCUGGUGACAUUUCUCAAUGACAGAUCAAGUGGUAUUUUGUAUCGAUUGUAUUCGUCUUGUGACAACAAUAAAAUCAAUUUUGAAACAUUUAA